AUGAAUGAGUUAAUCCGCGAGGUAGAGGCUCGAGGGCAUAGUGGCGGCAUAUGGAUUCUUGCCCCACUCAGCAGAGCCUUUGAUGUGGUUUUCAUGGAGGAGUGUGACCAAGCUAUAUCUGUUAACGUCAAUAUUAAUGGAAAGAGAUGGAUGUUGUCAGCUCUGUACGCAAGCCCAAACCCUAUCAAGCGGCUUGAACUCUGGUACUAUCUGUCGGGCUUGAGGGGUCGUUGCACGCUCCCUUGGUUGGCGCUGGGAGAUUUGAACGAGGUCUGUUCCCCUUCGGAGGUGAUCGGUGGUGAUUUCUCCACAUCGCGAGCCACAAAUAUGUUGAAUAUGAUGGAGGAAUGUAACUUUAUUGACUUGGGCUUCACGGGACCAAAGUUUACCUGGGAACGCCGUGUGAAUGGGAGACGGAUAGUUGCAAAAAGAUUGGAUAGGGCACUCGGGGAUGUAGCUUGGCGAAUGAUGUAUUCUGAGGCAUACGUUGAACACUUGGCUAGAGUGUAUUCUGAUCACUCUCCCUUGAUUGUCAGGCUACAUACACCGAACGGGGAUCGGGCCACUCGACCCUUUCGGUUCCAAGCGGCUUGGGCAACACACCCCUCAUUCGAACCAUUGGUGGAGCACUCUUGGCAACAUCAGCAGCAAACCGUGCCUGAGAGGCUUCGUAAGGUGCAAGAAGCGGCGAGUGACUUUAACAGAACGGUGUUUGGUAAUAUUCACAAGCGGAAAAGAAGGGUAGAAAGGCGACUUUUGGGAAUCCAGCGAGAAAUGGAUUGGAGAGGUUCAGAAGCUCUAGUUAGAUGGGAGAGGAACCUUCAGAAAGAGUAUGGGGAUAUUUUGUAUCAGGAGGAGAUGUUGUGGUACCAAAAAUCCAGGGAGAACUGGGUCAGGUUUGGGGACCGUAACACUAAAUUCUUUCAUGCUCAGACAAUAGUGCGACGCAAAAGGAAUAAGAUUCAUGGGCUCUUUGUGGAGGAUGGAAGUUGGUGCACGGACCCAGCCUUGCUCCAAGAGGAGGCGCGCAGGUUUUUUAUUAACUUGUUUGCUAAUGAUGUGCAGGUACGAAGAAACCAUAUUAUGGAGAACCAAACACCUACUAUAUCAUUGGCGGCUCGUGACUUGCUAAACGCACCAGUUUCCUUGGAGGAGGUACGGAGCGCUAUUAUGUCCAUGCAUUCCUUUAAAGCGCCUGGAGUGGAUGGCUUCCAAGCUUUUUUCUACAAAAAAUAUUGGCACAUCCUGGGAGAGGAUAUUCAUUAUAUGGUGGCCUCAGCGUUUCAGAAUGGCGGAGCUGAUCCUGAGUUACUUGAAACUCUCCUCGUUCUUAUCCCGAAGGUUGAUAACCCGGUACGCCUCAAGGAGAUGAGACCAAUCAGCUUAUGUAAUGUCUCCUAUAAGAUAAUUACUAAGGUCUUGGUCAAUAGAAUUCGGCCUCUCCUUCAUGAUCUAGUGCACCCGCUGCAAGGUAGCUUCAUUCCUGGCCGAGGUACAAGAGAUAAUAUUAUUCUAGCUCAAGAGGUGAUGCACACCAUCCACACUCAGAAGAAGGGACGUGGUCUUGUAGCCAUAAAGAUUGAUUUGGAGAAAGCUUAUGAUAGAGUCAGUUGGGACUUUCUACGAGCCACACUCUAUGACUUUGGAUUUCCACCUCGACUUGUGGAUCUAAUCAUGUGGGGAGUGAAAUGUCCUAAACUAUCUAUCCUAUGGAAUGGCUCCAAGCUUCCCUCUUUCGCUCCUCAGAGAGGGCUUAGGCAAGGAGACCCACUUUCCCCAUAUUUGUUUGUCCUUUGUAUGGAGAGAUUAGCGAUUCAGAUUCAGAAGUUGGUAACACAGGGUACUUGGAAACCGGUGCGGAUAACCAAGGAUGGCGUGGGCAUCUCUCACCUAUUCUUUGCGGAUGAUGUAUUGUUGUUUUGCCAAGCCUCCAAGGAGCAACUACAACUGGUUAAUAACACCUUGAAGGAGUUUUGUGAAGCAUCAGGAAUGAAGGUAAAUCUUGAUAAGUCAAGAAUGCUUUUUUCGAAAGCUGUGGACCAUCGGAGGCAAAUAAAUCUCUCUCAUAUUGCUGGUAUCUCUAGAGCUAGUGAUCUGGGGAAGUAUCUUGGAAUCCCUCUACUCAAGGGUCGAGUAACAAAAGCGCACUUUGCUUUUCUAAUUGGUAAGAUGAGUUCAAGAAUGACAUCUUGGAAGAAUAACCUUCUUAAUCGAGCAGGACGGGUAUGUCUAGCAAAAUCAGUCCUCACCUCUAUACCUGUACAUGCUAUGCAGUCCCUUUGGUUACCUGAUUCAGUUUGUGAUCAUUUGGACAAACUGGUCCGCAAGUGUGUGUGGGGGAGAGGGGAUAAUGCUAGAAGUUGGAAUUUAGUGUCUUGGACAGAAUUAACCAAGCCAAAGGGCAGAGGAGGGCUAGGAAUCAGAGGUGCGAGAGCGAACAAUGAGGCUUUAUUGGGGAAGCUAGUUCAUAGCAUGCUGAAUGAGCGUGACAAACUCUGGGUACAAUGUUUAAGCACGAAAUACUUGCACUCUGGCUCAAUUCUAGCAGAACCGCAAAGACUAGGCACAUCAUAUGUCUGGCGUGGCAUCCUGAAGGCUCGAGACGCCGUAGCUCAAGGGUUUGGUGUGAAAUUGGGAGCUGGAACUUCAUCCUUGUGGUACUCAAACUGGCUGGGCACAGGGACACUUGCAAGCAGGUUACCGUUCGUUCACAUUACGGAUACACCACUUACGGUAGCAGAUGUGUGGCGUGAGGGACAGUGGAAUCUUGAUGUUCUUUACACAAUGAUACCUGAUGCCAUCAAGGAGGAAAUUCAUGGGAUUCCUAUACCUACCACAAGAACAGGAGACGAAAACAUACUUUGGCGCGAGGCACCAGAUGGUCGUUACACCACUAGCUCAGCAUAUAACUGGUUAAUUGAUGAUGAUAGUCAUGACUCUCGGUUCUGGAAAAUCCUUUGGCGGGCGCAUGCCCCAGAGCGGGUACGGUUCUUUCUAUGGCUCGCAGGAAAAGAAGCUCUACCUACAAACAGUAAGCGCUUUCGCUGCCACCUUGCGCCCUCGGCAACGUGUAUGAGAUGUGGAGCUAGCACUGAAGACGUUGAGCAUGUCCUUCGCAGAUGUCCUGGUGCGGCGUGGGUUUGGAGCAGGUUUACCGGAACAAUCACGGGGGUCCCAGCAGCCAUGCACUUUCGGGGGUGGCUCUUUGCACACUUACAAGUGAACCAGAAUGCCUUGUUUUGUGCCAUAGUGUGGAACCUUUGGAAGUGGAGGAAUAGUUUUGUCUUUGAUCAAGCACCAUGGACGCAUGGAGAGGUUUUGCAACGGAUACAACGUGAUGUGCAAGAGUUUCACCGAUGGGGAAAGACUACGACAAGAACAUCUGCUUCAGCCUCAGCUGUCCUUGGGAGUGAUUGUGUGCUACUCCACACUGAUGGCAGCUGGCGGGGGGAUAUCGACAACAUGGGUGGUGGCGGGGUUCUCCGAGACAGACAUGGUCGAUGGCUCUCAGGUUUCUCCAUGGCUUUGGGGACUGGAAAUGCGUUCCAGGCGGAACUCGCAGCGCUCCACCGAGGGCUAGUUCACACCUGGGAACUUGGACACCGGACGAUUAUUUGCCAUGUGGAUUGCUUGGUAUUACAGCAAGUGAUACUCAACAAUAGUGAUGUGCAAGAUCACUGGCAUGGCCAGGAAAUCAGCAUGGUUAGAGCCUUGCUUGCUAGGGAUUGGGAUGUCACGCUUAGUUAUGUGCCCCGGGAUCGGAAUGUGGUUGCGGAUGCACUGGCAAAGCUUGCGGUUCAGGAAGGCUGGGAUUGGAAAGUUUGGAGCCUCCCCCCGACAUCGGUGGUGCCUUUACUUUGCCAUGAUAUAGUUUCUUAG
Messenger RNA from Lotus japonicus, 3879 nucleotides. RefSeq lists its product as uncharacterized. The record is from RefSeq and is a predicted model, not a curated record. Gene Ontology annotation, molecular function: nucleic acid binding; RNA-DNA hybrid ribonuclease activity. Lineage: Eukaryota; Viridiplantae; Streptophyta; Magnoliopsida; Fabales; Fabaceae. Bases 1 to 3879 code for a protein of 1292 amino acids. The transcript has a single exon.